AUGGCCCACAGUCUCUCUGAGGAAUGCACGCCUCUAAAGCACAAAUACGACUCGUGCUUCAACGCCUGGUUCGAAGGCUACCUCGAGCCCGCCAUGAACGUCUCUGCCGACGCCCAGCAGCGCGAAACCUACUCGAAGCAGAAGGCUGCGGAGUACGAGGAGAAGUGCGGCAAAAUAUGGGAGAGCUAUAGGCUCUGCGUGCAGAAAGCCGUGAAGGACAAGGGACUGGACACGCUCUUGCAGCAGGCCAGAGAGGAAAAUCCGCUGACAGAACCACCGCCAGUGGACAAGAGCUCGUCGCCAUCGCCGAACUCGUAG
Pleurotus ostreatus (oyster mushroom) is the source of this 318-nucleotide messenger RNA. RefSeq lists its product as uncharacterized. The record is from RefSeq and is a predicted model, not a curated record. Bases 1 to 318 code for a protein of 105 amino acids. NCBI's taxonomy places the organism in Eukaryota, Fungi, Basidiomycota, Agaricomycetes, Agaricales, Pleurotaceae. The transcript has 2 exons.